Messenger RNA from Drosophila novamexicana, 1751 nucleotides. It is a transcript of the gene EndoB, whose product is annotated as endophilin-B1. Lineage: Eukaryota; Metazoa; Arthropoda; Insecta; Diptera; Drosophilidae. Gene Ontology annotation, molecular function: protein binding. Bases 79 to 1263 code for a protein of 394 amino acids. The transcript has 7 exons. The record is from RefSeq and is a predicted model, not a curated record. Gene Ontology annotation, biological process: membrane organization. Gene Ontology annotation, cellular component: membrane; cytoplasm.
CUUAUUAGACUAUUGAUAAAUACAAACAAAAAUUGGCUUGCAAAAAAUCUAAUUUGAUUUAAUUAACUCCACCUGAAAAUGAACAUAAACUUGCCCAAUUUUAAUAUGAAGAACCUGGUCAAGGAGGCGGGUAGCACAAUAUCACGCGUGGUCCAGCUAACGGAGGAGAAAUUGGGCACCACCGAACGCACCGAAUAUGAUAUGCACUUUCAAAAUCUAGCAGAACGUGCCGACGUGACCAAAACAUGGACAGAGAAAUUGGUGCGCGACACCGAAUCGGUGCUGAUACCGAAUCCCCAGAAUCGCGUCGAGGAUUACAUAUUCGAGAAGAUUGAGAAAUCGAAACCGAAACGCCUCAGCAACUUGGAGCAUCUGGCGCUAGACAUGAUCGAGGCGGGCGGCGACUUUGGCCAGGACCUGCCCUACGGCCAGGCACUAAUCAAAGUGGGCCAGGCCGAGCAAAAGCUGGGACAGUGCGAGCACGACUUCAUUGCCACCUCAGGCAUAUGCUUUACGCAACCGUUGCGUAAAUUUCUAGAGGGGGAAAUGAAGACCAUCAGCAAGGAGCGCGGCAUACUGGAGACGAAGCGCUUGGACUUGGAUGCGUGCAAGAAUCGCGUGAAGAAGGCCCGCAGCAUGCUGGGUCAACAGGCGAAAGAUGGCAUUUCGCCAGAAGCGGCCUUGGAACAGGCGGAGCGCGACCUGCGCGUGGCUCAGGCCGAAUUCGAUCGACAGUCGGAGAUUACCAAACUGCUAUUGGAUGGCAUCAGCACAUCGCAGGCAUCGCACUUGCGCCAUCUGCACGCCUUCAUCCAGACCCAGGUUCGGUACUACAAACAGUGCGGCGAUGUCAUGGAUCAGUUGCAGCGCGAGCUGGCCAAAAUGCAGCCAGCGAAGCCACGCCUGCGCAUCAAUAGCGAAGAUGUCGAUGGGCCUCCCAGCAUUGCUUCGGCUCAUUCCUGUGAUUCAGAUACCAAUUCCACUCCAUUAGCACUAGCACUAGAUAGCGAUUACGAUUAUGAUAAUGAUAAUGAUAUUGAGGGCUAUAAGACCAUUGAUAUCGGUCCGGUCAAGGCGCUCACGCAUCUGCUGGAGGACUUUGAGAUAGAGUUCGAUACAAGCGCAAUAACAACAGUCAUCUUUGUCGCCGAAUGCUCACCUGUAAAUGAGGAUUACAUGUACGGUAAGCAGGGUCUGAUGAAGGGCCUGGUGCCGCGCGCCUUUGUCGAAAUGCUCGAUGAGGAACAUGAGGUAACUCUCUAAGUGGAUAGUCUUGAAUGCCAGCAACCAAAAUGAAAAGACAAAACCCAUAAUCAAGAGAACAAUUAUGUUAGACAAAACUAACUAAAAGCAACAAAUACUCAUAAACAUUUAAAGCAAAUGCAAUUGGACAAUUACAACAUACUUAGUUCAUACAUAAUACAUACAUAUGCAAAUUAUGCAAGAGAGUACAAUAAUUUAUCAGAAUAUACAUAUAAAAUAUACAACAUAUAUACACACACAUAUUAUAGCUUAUAGCCCUAGCUUAGUCCGUGUCGUUUGAUCAGUGUGCCUCAUGUAAUCCACAAAAUGCAUUCCAAUCACCCAGCAUUAGAUAUACAUAUAGCUAAAUGACCUAUCCUUGUUACUUGCUCAGCUUUUAAACGAAAUAUUUAAAUAACUAAUAUAUUUAUCAAUACUAAUUCGGAUAUAAAGAAUCUCCUCUUAAAUAUGAAAUUAAAUGCAAUUGUUUUUUAAAAUUCCUAAAAACU